AAUACCACCAAAUCAUAGCUUUUCUUCAAGAUUUACCAUCAUAAUCCCAUCAUUAGACAAUAUUCUCAGUCACGAUGGUGUGGAAAUUUCGCACUACGAAACCCUUUUCUCAUCCUUUCCUCUCGUCUUCUUCCUCAACAACUCUACUGUUUUCCGCUUCUGUUUUGCUUUUUUUUAUCACUUGUAUUACUACUACUACUACUACUGAAGCAGCUAUAAGCCUACCGAAAAACAUAACGAUUCCGGCGGUGAUCGUGUUCGGAGAUUCGAUCGUGGAUCAAGGGAACAACAACGAUAUUGAGACACUGAUUAAAUGCAAUUUCCCUCCGUAUGGGAAGGACUUCAUGGGUGGGAAACCUACUGGAAGGUUUAGCAAUGGAAAGACUCCCGCAGACAUGGUGGCUGAAGAAUUUGGAAUUAAAGAGCUAAUACCAGCAUAUCUUGAUCCAAAUUUGCAAGAUAAGGAUCUUCCCACUGGUGUAAGCUUUGCCUCUGGAGCCACUGGAUUUGAUCCCCAAACACCUGUCAUUGUGUCAGUUAUUUCAUUAGAUGAGCAAAUGAAAAUGUUCAAAGAGUACAUUGGGAGGUUGAAAGGAAUGGUUGGAGAAGAGAGAACAAACUUCAUACUAACGAACAGCCUAUAUUUAGUGAUAGCGGGUAGUGACGAUCUUGCCAAUACCUAUUUCACGAUCGGUAUCAGGAGAUUGCAGUACGAUGUUAAUUCUUACACCGAUCUUAUGGUCAGAGGGGCUUCCAAUUUCGUCAAGGAACUGCAUGAGUUGGGGGCGAAAAGAAUUGGCGUUUUUGGUGCUGCCCCGAUCGGGUGUUUGCCGUCACAGAGAACACUAGGCGGAGGAAUACUUGUGAGACACUGCGCUGAGAAUUACAACCAGGCAGCGCAAAUGUUCAACGCCAAGGUAACGGUGGCGCUUAGUUCCCUCAAGAACAGCCUCAACGACGCCAAAGCUCGGUUGGUCUCUGUUGACAUUUAUAACCCUCUUCUUGACCUCAUCCAGAAUCAUGAGAAAUAUGGGUUUGCUGUUGCCAAUAAAGGGUGUUGUGGCACUGGAAAUAUCGAAGUGAGCAUACUAUGUAACAAAUUCAGCGAAACAUGUCCGGACCGCUCGGUGUACCUAUUCUGGGACAGUUACCAUCCAACGGAGAGAGGAUACAAGAUCAUUACGGAUCGGGUUCUUACAAAAUACCUCAACGACUUAUUAGAUUCCAGCCCAUUGUAUUUUGUUUUGUUGCAACUGUUCAACCUUUUUGUACGUAUUACUGAUGCAGUCAUAAGGUUGCCGGAAAACAUAACGAUUCCGGCGGUGCUUGUGUUCGGGGAUUCCAUUGUGGAUCAAGGAAACAACAAUGGAAUUGCUGCUACGUUAGCUAAAUCCAAUUUCCCUCCGUAUGGGAAGGACUUCAUGGGUGGAAUUCCCACCGGAAGGUUUUGCAAUGGGAAGACCCCAGCUGACUUAAUAGCUGAAGAAUUGGGAAUUAAAGAGCUUGUACCAGCAUAUCUUGAUCCAAAGUUGCAGGCCGCCGAUCUCCUCACUGGCGUAAGCUUCGCUUCAGGAGGCACUGGAUUUGAUCCUCAAACUGCUCAGGUAGCGGCAUGUUUUUCACUCGACGAUCAGUUGAAGAUGUUCAGAGAGUACAUUGGGAAGCUAAAAGGGAUUGUUGGAGAACACAGAGCAAACUUCGUCUUAACUAACAGCGUAUAUUUCGUGGUAGCAGGCAGCGAUGACCUUGCCAAUACCUAUUUUACUCUCGGUAUCAGGAAACUGCAGUACAAUAUCAAUUCCUACACUGAUUUUAUGGCCCGAUCGGCUUGCGAUUUCGUAAAGGAAAUGUAUGCAAUGGGGGCGAAAAGGAUUGCUUUUUUCGGCACUCCUCCGAUAGGGUGUUUGCCAUCGCAGAGAACGCUGGCCGGGGGAAGAAUGAGAGUGUGUGCCGAGAACUACAAUCAGGCAGCGAAGUUGUACAACACCAAGAUAAAGGCCGCCCUUAGUUCCCUCAGAAACAGCCUCAACGACGCCCGAGUCAGGAUAGUCUACAUCGACAUUUACAACCCUCUUUUCGCUCUCAUUCAGAAUCAUGAAAAAUACGGAUUUUCUAUUGUCGAUACUGGUUGUUGUGGCACGGGGAUAAUAGAGGCAGCCGUACUAUGUAACAAAUUGUCCAGAGUAUGUUCAGACGAUUCCAAGUACCUAUUUUGGGACAGUUACCAUCCCACGGAGAGAACAUACAGGGUCCUUGUCAAUAUGAUCCUUCAAAAGUACAUCAAAGACAUCCUUUGAGGUCAGUUUACCUCGCGGUUAUCCCACGGAUUAAUUCUUCUCUCUCGAUUCACCAUUCACCUCGAUUUAUACGUAAAUUAGAUUUGGCCGCCAAACUGUUCUAUAGUAGUAAUCUAUUUUUUUUCCUCUUGAUAAGGAAAACAUGUACUCUGAGCUUAAAUAUUCUGAUUUGCAGUCUGUAGAUGUGAUAUGGGCUUUUGUACCCUCACAGAAUGCAACACUCUGUAAUACAGUUGAAAUUAUGUGCUGUAAUAUCAAUGGAAAUUCUUAUACCUC
Rhododendron vialii is the source of this 2573-nucleotide messenger RNA. RefSeq lists its product as uncharacterized. Lineage: Eukaryota; Viridiplantae; Streptophyta; Magnoliopsida; Ericales; Ericaceae. Gene Ontology annotation, molecular function: hydrolase activity, acting on ester bonds. Gene Ontology annotation, cellular component: extracellular region. The coding region runs from base 75 to 2297 and encodes 740 amino acids. The record is from RefSeq and is a predicted model, not a curated record. The transcript is spliced from 12 exons.